Messenger RNA from Cutaneotrichosporon oleaginosum, 3555 nucleotides. RefSeq lists its product as uncharacterized. NCBI's taxonomy places the organism in Eukaryota, Fungi, Basidiomycota, Tremellomycetes, Trichosporonales, Trichosporonaceae. The record is from RefSeq and is a predicted model, not a curated record.
CUACUGCCCCCCACCACUAUCCAUCCUCCUCAUAUUGUCUCACGCGCCCUCUUCUUCCCAUUCAUCCAUCAACAUCAUCAUCAAGGUCCUCUGCUUAGUGCAUGCCUUAAGGUAUUGCCUCUCGACACUCCCGACAUUUCCGACACACCGCCCACCAUCCACCCAGACCUCUAGACAAUGGCGGCCUCAUCCUCGUCGUGGCCGACCCUCGAGGCAUUCACUGUCGACCUCACCCAACGCCUUCGCAAAAGCGGCACCGACAGCCUCAUCCAAUUCGAGGCGAGCCUCAACCGCGACUGCUACGAGUGGCUCGAUGACUAUCUGGACAACAUCGAGGCGCAGGGCCGGCGCGCCCCCAUCGCAGAGCUUAUGAAGACACCCUCUCGCACUGCAACCGCCAAGAAGACCCGCGCUACCGCAACAGCCAACAAGGCUCGGGCCGAGCAGCUCCGCCAGUUCAACCUCGCUCUCUCCCCACUCACCAAGACGCCUGCCGGUCGCAUCCCCUUGUCUCCGCUGAGAGCACAGAAUGCCAACUCCGGGCCUCUGUCGCCCACCCGCUCACCACUCAAGGGCCGGGCGCUAGUUCUCUCUCCUAUGCAGGAGGAGGUUGCCAAACCAGCCCCAAAGAAGCGUGGCAGGCCCAAGAAGAACGCCAACGCCGACAAGGAGAAUGCUGUGCCUGUCGAGGCCACAUCGAAGAGCACCCGCAGCGCCUCUUCCAAGUCCACGCCGGCGUCCACCGCACCCAAGACAACUAAGACCAGGAAGGGGAAGGCAAAGAAGGAGGGAAAGGUGGUCGAGGCUGAGCCCGAGGCAGCGGCCUCGCCGAUGCCUGUAGUUGCGCCAGAACCGGAGCCCGUCGGUGACGCUGAACCCGAACCGAUUCCCGUUGUUGAGGAACCGCCAACGCUGGCGGCUGCUUUGGCCGCAUCUGAGGAAGAACAGGAUCAGGAUGCCAUGGUCAUUGACUCCUUUGAGACCAUCCCCUUGGAGCCCGCCGACAACGUAACUGAGGCUCUGACCGAUGCCAUGGAGGUCGACGAACCCACCGCCCCGGCUUCCCCGGAGCUCGCCGUCAUUCACCGCAAAUCGCCCACUCCCGAAAUUGCCAGAUCACCCUCUCCUAUGAAGCAGGCAUCACCAAUCAAGGAGGCAUCACCAGUCAAGGAGGCAUCACCAGUCAAAGAGGCGAGCCCUGCUCCUCCACCGGUGCCCACGCGGCAGGUUCGCUCGUCAUGGCUCAGCCAAGCACUCGGAACCAACACCGUUCCCCUUGGCCACAGACUUAGCUCUCAGUUUGACCCUCUGCGCAAGAGCCAGAUGGCAUCGAGCCAAAGCAAGCGCAAGUCUGACGCCGACGAAGAGGACGCCGCGCCCUCGAGACCUGAGAAGAUUGCACGCUUCGACGCCACCACAGCGACCGACGCUGCCUCUGGUCUGCCUGUAUCGCCCAAGCACAUGGGCUCGUCCCGCCCUCCAGCUUCGGCCAAGUCGCUGCCUCAAGCGCAGGUCAGCACUCCGGCCAGCGCUGCCGCUCGUCUCACAUCGACGUCUGUUCCCCAGGCGCAACCACGUAUGUCGAAGCUUCAGGAGAUGAAGGAGCGCACUGCCGCGGCUGCCGCUGCUCGGCAAAUGGAGAAGACUGCUGCGGCUGCAACGACCGAUCAGGCAACAGCCGCGAACGGCGGCUUCCUGCGUAACCUGGGUGGUUUCCUCAACCGUUCUGGAGGCGCUGCAGAGAAUGACGGCGAUCGCGAGGCGCAGGUCUUGGCUGAACGCGAACUUUCCCGCGUCUUGCAGGAGCUUGCCGAGCAGGAUAUGAAGGCGGAGGAAGAGAGACUCGCCGUCGAGAAGGCAGCAGCCAAGGCUGUCGAGAUGGAGGACGCGUUCGAGACAGAAGACUUUGGCAACCAGGCCAUCAUCAUUGACGACGGGUCGGCUGACGAGUACGAAGUCAACGACUCAAUCAACCUUCCCUCGCUGCCCGGCGACAACUCGUACAUGGACGACGACGAUGACGAGCCGAUGCAAGAGACAGCUCUCUCAGCUCUCGCCGCUGCGGGGAUCAAGAUUCCGUCGACGACGCCGGCCCGGACACCCCCACGUCCUCAGCCAUCUCGGAUUGCGCGUGCGAUCAACUCACCCACGCCUGCUGCCCGGCCGCGUGGAAAGACUCCCACCAUCCUCGUUUCGCCUCCUCCCAAGCCCAAGGCCACAAAACCUAUGUGGGCCACCAGCCACGCUCCGAGCGGAACCUCCAGCCCCGCGAAGCGCGCUACCACUCCUUCCCACCACAUGGACGACGAAGCAGAUGACGAGGACGACGAUCGAGGCAAGAGUCGCUCGGGAGCGUCGUCUCGAAACGGGGCAAACUCUUCUAUGUCGUCGAGCAUGAGCACCCUCAACCAGGCCGAGCGCAUGGCGGGCAAGGUCCUUGGUGUCAAGUCCACGCCCGGUCGCGUAAAAAGCGUGGCUGCGGCUGAAGCCGCCGCUAAGAAGGAGCGCGAGGAGAGAGAGCGCCGUGCCAAGAUUCGCGAGCAGCUCGAGCGUAAGAAGGCCGAGGACAAAAAGCGCCGCGAGGAGGAGGAGCGCAUCAGGGAGGAGGAAGAACGUGCCAAGCGUCGCGCCGACGAAGAGGAGCGUCGUCGCAAGCUCGCGCAGAACGACAAGAUCCGCCGCAUGAAACUCGAGAAGGCAGAGCAGCUGAAGAAGCAGCGCGAGGCCGAGGAACAGAUGGCAGCCGAGGAGGAGGCUGCAGCACUGGCCGCCAAGCGCAAGGCUGCUGCUCAGGCAUCAUCGAUGAGCCGAAGCCACAGCUCGAGCAACCUUACCAAGGCAACGGCCAGCUCGCUCAACAAGGCGGCAGGGAUCAAGACACCUGGGGGCAUGAAGCGCCUUGCUCCGACGCCGAGCAAGGGAACCCAACCCCUCAACCCCUCAAAGACCACAGCCGCCAAGCCCAUCGCGAGCGCCUCGAGUGGGUUCCGUAUGGAGGCCGAGUCUUCUUCUUCCACGAUGAAGGCCGUGCAGCGGCCCACGCUUGGCCCACCCUCGCGCACCUCCGGAAUGGGAUCUUCCGCGGCCCCUUCGCACCCAUCGACAGUGCGCACGCACGCCGCGACCGCGCUCCAGCAGCAGCGGGCGACCCUCCAGGCGCAGCUCGACCAGAAGGCGCUCGAUGAGGAGUCGGAGAACAUUGUGCUGCCCGACAUCAACUCUGAGUACUCUGACUCGGACGACAGCGACCGUGAGACGGACUUCAAGCGGCCGGCGUGGGCCGAGUCGCCAGAGCUUAAGCAGGCGCUGGAGAACCAGGCGAGCGUCAACCCCGACGAGCUGUUCGGCCCAAUCCGCCCACUCAGCAUGGAGGAGCUGUUCAACGCACGUGUCGGCAAGUUCCGCGCGCGCACGUCGUCGGCCAACUGGAGCGGCGCGGACCGCCUGACCGAGGCCGAGGAGCGCGAGUACGCCCGCCGCAUGGGCUUCAAGCCGAUCAACGCGCCGCGCGACGGCGGCCAGUAGAUAAACGAUGUUGAGAAACCUGUACUGCUC